ACGUAUGAAGAAUCUCGCCGACACCAACAGUCAGGUUGUUUAGUAGCUGCUGUCGAGCAUUAACUGCACGAAUAGUGAGGUUUACAAAGGCAAACUUAAAACCAAACCGUCUUGACUCUGUAAUCACCAUGUCGUUUUGUUCGUUUCUUAAUAGUGAGGUUUAUAAGGACCAUUUUAAGCCAGGGAUAUACGUGUGCUCCCAGUGCCGCCACCCUCUCUUCUCCAGCAGGUCAAAGUUCGCACACUCCUCCCCCUGGCCUGCCUUCACUGAGACCAUCAGAGAAGACAGUGUCACCAAGAUGAUGGAGUCUCUCACCGCCUUCAAGGUGCUGUGUGGGAAGUGUGGGAGCGGCCUGGGCCACGAGUUUGUGAACGACGGCCCUGAGGAGGGGCGCUCGCGCUUCUGAAUAUUCAGCCACUCGCUGAAGUUUGUCCCCAACAAAGACAAGCAGUAGAGGCGAGGACGUUAGGAGCCAACACAGGAAGUGCUGUAGAAAGUAGGAAGCUGUAGUCCGCACAACAACCACCACCACCAUCCCAGGCCUCCAUGUUGGAGGGGCCGGUCAGCCAAUGAUGUGGACAGGGUUCAGGCCUGAGAAGGACACCUUGUCACACGGAUGAACAUCUGACCUGCCUGGCCACUAGGACCUGGGGGUGGAUCAGGUAGCAGAGUAUCAUGUCCUGGAGACCUCUUAUGAACGUACUUGAUAAGGAUAUCUUAUCAAGAGUGCAAUGAUUUCUAUUGUGAUAAUAAAAAGAAUGUGUAAAGUAUUUACAUUUUAAUGUAGACAUCAUAGCUCCUUGUAGUCCAAGCAGGGUACAAGAAACCAAUGUAUUUAUGUAAUCUUUUGAUUGUAGAUCAAUGCACCAAUGGGAGCAAGGAGGAAGCAAAUGUAUCUCUAAAUGUUAGCAUUUUCAUUUCUUUACUAACAUUUGCUUCCUUCAAUUUUGAUGAUUUCAAACCCACGUUGAGGGUUAUUCUGUAUACUUCCUGUUUCUUCACUUGAAUGCCUGUUUGCACUAUGAGCCAUGCUAUUAUUAUUCUUCAACAAAUUUGCAUGACUCCUCAUUGGUCUAUGUCCUGUAUGUUAUUAAUGCAUUUCUUGUUAUAUAUAUGUUAGAGUACUUCAUUUCGAUACAUGUUGUUUGAUAUUGUAGUUUUAUUAUUUGUAUCAACCAAAGCAAUACCUAAGCUAUGUUUGUUUUUGAAUCAGUUAGGUACUUUAGCAGUCUUAUCUAAUUUGUCCUUGUUGAUAAAGACAUUGAUAACCUCAUGGUUUAAACUCUUAUAACUCAGCAAAAGAGAGUGACAAUAAAUAAGUGACCAAAGUUGGA
Molecule: messenger RNA, 1335 nt
Organism: Hypomesus transpacificus
Lineage: Eukaryota; Metazoa; Chordata; Actinopteri; Osmeriformes; Osmeridae
Gene: msrb1b
Product: methionine sulfoxide reductase B1b
Exons: 4
Molecular function (GO): peptide-methionine (R)-S-oxide reductase activity
Source: RefSeq, a predicted model, not a curated record